This is a messenger RNA of Lathyrus oleraceus (garden pea), 423 nucleotides long. RefSeq names its product eukaryotic translation initiation factor 4 gamma-like. Bases 1 to 423 code for a protein of 140 amino acids. The record is from RefSeq and is a predicted model, not a curated record. The transcript has a single exon. NCBI's taxonomy places the organism in Eukaryota, Viridiplantae, Streptophyta, Magnoliopsida, Fabales, Fabaceae.
AUGACCUCUAGAGCCUUCAAACUGAAAGGCCUCUCUGAACAAGUCCGCAACGACUUUAUUAGAGAUGUUAGAGUAAGGCUACAUGCUCGCUUGGUCAGAGAGGCUGAGGAAAAGGCCACGAAGGAAGCAGAAGAGAAAGCUCACUUGAAAGAAGAGCAACGAAUCAGAGAAGUUGAGAAGAAGGCUACUACUAAAGCUGUUAUUGCUGAGGCUGAGGCAAAAGUAGAAGCCGAAGCUGAAGAGGUAGCACACAUUGCUGCAGAGGAAGCUGCAAAGACCAGUGCUGAUGCUCUGACUCGGGGGGAGAAAUCUAACUCUGGUUUCGCCCCUCUGGUCUUGAAAACUCUAGAGGAGCUUCAAAAAGAACAACAAGUUGUGAGAGCAAGGUUGGAUCACCAGGGCUCCGUCAACAACAACAUUUAG